Messenger RNA from Gallus gallus (chicken), 1513 nucleotides. It is a transcript of the gene ITPRIP3U, whose product is annotated as inositol 1,4,5-trisphosphate receptor-interacting protein-like 1. Gene Ontology annotation, cellular component: membrane. Lineage: Eukaryota; Metazoa; Chordata; Aves; Galliformes; Phasianidae. The record is from RefSeq and is a predicted model, not a curated record. Bases 280 to 1422 code for a protein of 380 amino acids. The transcript has a single exon.
GAGCCCGUGCUGGCCGGGCCCGAUCCCCUGCAUGUCAUGCACGUGCCGUGUGAUCUGUACGGAGAUGAUUUGCUCCGUAACUUUCCCCGGUACCGAGGUCAGGGAAGAGACAGGAGAGAGGAGAGUGGAGGAGUGCAGCGGUGCGGCUGUGCUUGUGACAGCAGCAGACGCGUCACAGCGGGGGGGCGGGGCGUUGUCAGGAGGCUGUCAGAGUAGAGGCAGCGCUGCGGCACUUUGGCCUAGGCCUUCGGUGAGUGCGGUACGCACCUGCUAGCGGCUAUGGCUCGGGUGGCUCGGGUGGUCUUCAUCACCCUGGCGUUGAUGGGAAUCGUCCCUUUGGCAACUCUGCUCGUAAACGGCGAUGUGCUUGAGCACAUUCAGCUGUAUACGGAGCAGCCGAGUCCGGACAUGGCUCAGCCACUGCACGGCACGGAGCAGGGGAGCCAGGGGCAGAGCUGGGAGGCCACGGGAGCCCUGCUCCUUGAUGCCCUGCUGCAGUGGCGGCUCUGGGUCUUGCCCGGAGUCCUUAUCCUGUUCUCUGGCUUCCUGUGCUGCGUCAGGAAAACCAACUAUUUGCCAGGGAGCAGAAGCAAGUUUGGGGUCUGUGCUGCGACCCUUGCCGUCUUCCUUACGCUCCUCUUCCUCAAGAUAGCGCAACGUACGCUGGCCGCUGGCGGCAGCGACCAGCAAAGUUCCAGCAGCGAGGAGGAGGACGAGGAGGAGGACGAGGAAGAGGAAGAGGAAGAGGACAGUGACUUGGACGAGACACGCGACGUAGACAGAGUUUGGGCCGACAGCACCCAGUGGCCAGCACCACACGCGGCCAGCAAGUGCCAGCUGGUGGAGGAGCUGGUGGACGACCUUCUUCGUGCCUGCCGAGGAAAAACGUGCCACAGCUUCGUGCCCCGGCUGCAGCCGGCCAUCGGGGUGGCCUGCGUCUGUGAAGGAUGGAGUGCCCAGGAAGACAACGUCAUCUACCGCCUGCUCGUGCCCAUGAGAGCUCCCCCCGGGCACGCCUUCCGUGUGGAGCUGGGCAACCCAAAGGAGACACCAAAAAGCAAGAAGUCCUGUCUGCGUGUGGAGCUGGAGUGCAUGUGUGCGAGGGAGCGGCUGCUGGGGGACAUGCUCUGCUUUCUCCACCACACUCGGAGGGAGCUGAGAGAAAACCAGGAAGCCAGCCUCCUCAACACCUUGUGCAGGGCCUCCUAUCUGGACGUGCGGAAAACCACGCGCUGGUUCCAGAACCGGGUGAAAGCAGCCUGGAAUUGUCUGCCUCAGUCGCGUGACUGGGGCCUGGAGCUGGUGCCCUCCGACCACUCCUGCAAGAUCAAGCUGACCCCCCCCUCCAAGAGCACCUUCACCAUCGAGAUGACUCUUGGGGUGCAGCUUGAUGAGUCGGGCACGUUCCUGAGCUUUGACUAGGCUCAGGCUAUGCUUCUGUCUUCUUCUCUGUCUCUGUCUUCCCAAGUAUGUCCUUCUCUCUCUUAAAUAAAAUUAACAGUAGUAUUAAUCA